Messenger RNA from Orussus abietinus, 1248 nucleotides. RefSeq lists its product as uncharacterized. The transcript is spliced from 6 exons. Bases 26 to 937 code for a protein of 303 amino acids. Gene Ontology annotation, cellular component: cytoplasm. The record is from RefSeq and is a predicted model, not a curated record. NCBI's taxonomy places the organism in Eukaryota, Metazoa, Arthropoda, Insecta, Hymenoptera, Orussidae.
GUCAAAUUACAAGUGCUCAGACAAAAUGUCAAAUCGACUUGGCAUCGGUCUGUUAAUUUGCAGCGCAGUGUUUUUUGUAUUUACAGCAGCAGAUAUAACUGAAGACAAUUACGAAGAUGUGGGUGAAAGAGAAAAGUAUGACCUAUUAGAUUUCCUGAAAGCAUAUGCCAGGAAACAGCAGGACCAACGAAGAGAAACUGAGAGGGAAUAUGAAACCUGGACAGGUCGAUGGAUGCCUGACAGGGCAGAUGACCCAACACCACGUCCCAAGAUCUUUCCAAAACAAAAAAUUGAUUCGGACUCGCAACAUCAGAUUCCAAUGGAUGUAAUCCCAGGGUGCGACGAUGGGAAGACUAAUCUAACGAUGGAUUGGGAUCAUUCACCUGUAAAUUACACUUGCUUUGGAAGAAAGAUAAUUCCAAGCUACGCUAUUAAACCACAGAUAUACUGCGAGUCGAUUCCAAAAAUGUAUAAAGCUGUACACGAAUGUAUGCAAGAAAAGAUUGAAUAUUUGGAUGAUAUUCCGUUAUAUGGCACCCAUAGGCCAGUAUGGCCAGUCUACGGAGAGUACACUUUCGUACCAAAGCAGAGAUGGCUUCAUAGUUUAGAGCAUGGAGCCGUCGUCAUGCUGUACCAUCCUUGUGCCAAUCCAUUGGAAGUGAAACGUUUAAAGUCGCUGGUUUCUGAGUGUCUCUGGCGACAUGUCAUUUCCCCUUAUCAACUUUUGGAUGAGGAUCGACCCUUGGCUCUGCUCACGUGGGGAUGUCGAUUGACCAUGUCAUACGUUAAUCCCUCACUGGUAAAGGAUUUCAUAAAAGAACACGCACUCCGCGGGCCCGAAGACAUUUCCAGAGAUGGAGAGUUCAAGGAUGGUCUGUUUAGAAAAGCUAAAAUUGUCUCAAACGCCGAAGAUAUCAGAUUAUGUCCAAGCGUUUAAUUAUCAAUUAUAUAGAUUACUAUUUGAUUAACCUGAAUUUACCAGGAUUGAAAAAAACACUAUACUUUAUGUUAGACAUUAUCUCCCAUUAAGUCAUAUCAAAGCCAUUUAAUUAAAUUAUUCAUUUCAAGUAGCGGCUUCUUUUUGAUAGCGUUAGCUUUACAUCUCCUUAUUCAACAUUGUCUUUGCCAUUAGUAGAAAUACAUAGGAUUCUUAUCGUGCAGUCUCAUAAAUCGACGUCACUAGUUUUUUUUAAUGAUAUAAUGACUAUAAUAAACUAUGUAUGUACAAUAAAUGACUUAUAGCUGUCA